AGACCCAGCAGAAAAAACCUGAAUGGCGAGAGACAGCCGAAUUAUAUAUCGAUUUUCCAAGUAAAAUAGAUGGAUUAAAUAAUGCUGAUGAAAUAUUAAAUUACUACGAAAAAUUUUUAAAAAUGAUUAUAAUUUGCUACCAGGACAAAUUAAACAGUAAGGAUUUGAAAAAUAACCAACCUAAAAGUGUUUUUGAAGAGUAUAUGGAGGAAAACGAGGAAUGA
This is a messenger RNA of Racocetra persica, 224 nucleotides long. NCBI's taxonomy places the organism in Eukaryota, Fungi, Glomeromycota, Glomeromycetes, Diversisporales, Gigasporaceae. The record is from the annotation of a GenBank genome assembly.